Molecule: messenger RNA, 1734 nt
Organism: Paramisgurnus dabryanus
Lineage: Eukaryota; Metazoa; Chordata; Actinopteri; Cypriniformes; Cobitidae
Source: RefSeq, a predicted model, not a curated record
AUGAAGUCGGGGAAAAGUUCGGCGGGGUCUUCUGGUGAAGGCAACGCACCCCCUGGCAAUGCGAAGAAGGGAAAAGCGGAAACUACAGGCCCUGUGAUGGAAGAAGCCCAGAUUUGUUGUGGCUGCCGCUUUCCAUUGCUGGUGGCUGUGUUACAGCUUUUGCUGGGUAUCACGAUAGCAGUCGUGGCCUUUCUCAUGGUUGCCAUUAGCUCUUCUCUGCUGGCCAGGGAGACGCCCCACUGGGCUGGAAUCAUUAUGUGCGUGGUGUCUCUGGUGGGGUUCAUCUUAUUCUGCAUUACCAGAGUGCCUGAUGAGAGAGCAACGGUGCAAUUUAUCACAAAGCUCCUGUACUUCCUCUUGUGCACAAUAGGGCUUGUCAUCUCUGUGCUGGUCAUUGCCUUCCAGAGCUACCACUACAACCUCACCAAUAGCCUCACAUGCGAAGAAAAGGGCGAGGACUGCGUGUGCAACCUGGAUCCAGAAGAUCCUAUUGCUCGAACCUUUACCUACAGCGGCGUGACAGAUUGCAGUGCCGUCGUAAGCACAUUACCAAUGUACAACCUACUGCAGAUCGUACUGAAUCUGGCUCAGGCCAUUGUCUGUCUGGUAGGGGCCUUCAUGAUAUGGAAACAUCGGUACCAGGUGUUUUUUGCUGGUCUGCAGAAGGGAUCUCCCUCUGACCAGCAGUGGCAGAAAGUUUAGGGCUGAGAAAUUUCUCUCGAGACGCGAAAAAGGUGGAGCGUAAGAGCGUUUGUGCCUUUAAGGAAGAAACUUUUUUGUUUUAUGCAAUAUGCAAUCUUUUAUUCAAGCAAUCUGUGUUUGUAUCAUGAUAUUAUAAUAUUUUGAAAGUUUUAUGCAAAAUUAUUAAACUUUUGUAUUUUGGCCUUUUUUUAAAUUUCACUUAAGGUAACAGACUUAAAGGGACACUCCACUUUUUUUUGAAAAAAUUCUUAUUUUUCAGCUCCCCUAAAGUUAAACAUUUGAUUUUACUGUUUUGGAAUUCAUUCAGCUGAUCUCCGGGUCUGGCGCUACCGCUAGCUUAGCAUAAUUCAUUGAAUCUGAUUAGACCAUUAGCGCUCAAAAAUAUUUUUCCUAUUUAAAACUUGACUAUUCUGUAGUUACGAUGUGUACGCAGCAGCCUAAAAUAGUCCCCUUAGUAACUUUCAAUAGCAGGGGUCUAUUUUCAGGCACUGUGUAAUUUCAUUGCGCCUCCUGCAGCCAUGUUACGGCAGCAAAGUCAUUGAUUAUUACGCCAGACUGAGAGUAUAUCUAGCCAUAUCUGCCUAGAAAAUCCCAACUUUUAAUUUUUCAUCGGUCUUAGUACACGAUGUAACUACAGAAGAGUUAAUGUCUUUAUUUUUGAGCACAAUGCUAAUGGUCUAAUCAGAUUCAUUGGACUAUGCUAAGCUAUGCUAAAAGUGGUAACGCCAGACCCGGAGAUAGGCUGAAUGGAUUCCAAAAUGGUAAAAAUUAAAUGUUUAAUUCUAGGGGAGCUGGAAAAUGAGCAUAUUUUCAAAAAAAGUGGAGUGUCCUUUAAAUGUACCUCUGCAAAUGAGAGUAUUUUUUAACUAGAAUUUGAUGAAAAACAGCACCUGUCCCAUGUUAUCGUACCUGUUAAUUUUAUUGUUGUGGUUAGUACAAUGUAAAAAAGAUGUCAAAUUAAAUAUUUUUUAAGUUAAAGUAACAUAAAAAUAUAAAAUAAUAGGUUGAAUUGACUUGAAAAAGUUGUUUUAA